AUGGCGUCCGGGAGUAACUGGCUGUCCGGGAUGAAUGUCGUGCUGGUGAUGGCCCACGGGAGCCUGGACUUGAAAGAGGAGAUUGAUAUUCGACUACCCAGGGUUCAGGAUAUCAAGUAUGAACCCCAACUCCUUGGAAAUGAUGACACUAGGCUGCUGCAACUGGAGACCCAGGGAAAUCAGAAUUGCUACAACUAUCUGUACAGGAUGAAAGCUCUGGAUGCCAUUUGUGCCUCAGAGACCCCGUUUUGUGCUGAUGGCCAGCAUCCUCGUUCCUUAAUGGGCAAGAAUUUCCGCUCCUACUUGCUAGAUCUACGAAACACUAGUACUCCCUUCAAGGGUGUGCGCAAAGCCCUCAUUGAUACCCUGCUAGAUGGCUAUGAAACAGCCUGCUAUGGGACAGGGGUCUUCGGUCAGAAUGAAUACCUGCACUAUCAGGAGGCCCUGCGUGAGCUGGCCACUGUGGUCAAAGCACAAAUUGGGAGCUCUCAGCGACAACACCAAUCAGCAGCCAAAGACCUAACUCAGUCCCCUGAAGUCUCCCCAACAACCAUCCAGGUGACAUACCUCCCCUCCAGUCAGAAGAGUAAACGUGCCAAACACUUCCUCGAAUUGAAGAGCAUUAAGGAUAACUAUAACACCUUGAAAAGUACUUUGUGAUUG
Molecule: messenger RNA, 663 nt
Organism: Nycticebus coucang (slow loris)
Lineage: Eukaryota; Metazoa; Chordata; Mammalia; Primates; Lorisidae
Product: protein C1orf43-like
Exons: 2
Coding region: 1-660 (219 amino acids)
Biological process (GO): phagocytosis
Source: RefSeq, a predicted model, not a curated record